AUUUGCUUUUAGCUUACCCUCUUUAAAUUUUAUAGAACCUAUGCAACGUUAUCAAUGGAAAAUGCUGCCUCAGGGUAUGGCUAAUAGUCCUACUUUAUGUCAACAGUUUGUAGCUCAAGUUAUUGCUCCUGUUCGUAAACAGUUCCCUCAGAUAUAUUUUAUUCAUUAUAUGGAUGACUUAUUACUUGCUUAUUCUGAUAAACAUAUUUUACUUAAGGCUUAUAAUUCCCUUCAAAGUCAUUUGUCACGAUCAGGACUAGUCAUUGCUGCUGACAAAGUACAGAUGAACCCACCUUUCUCAUAUCUUGGGAGGCAGACUCUCCUCGGUGGCUCCCGGAGCGCUUGGUUCGACAUUAUCAUGCCAUCACCAAUAAACACCCUAACUCGAAGAAUGCGUCGCCUGAGGCUCUCGCAAUCGACCACAGCACACCCCAACUGGUUCCCCCGGCAGACGAGAAGAAUGCGGCGACGGAGUAGGAGACAACUUGUCAGGGAGGCGAGGGGAGAUCGAAAUCAAAUUACUUGGUAUCAAUUGCAAUGUUUAGUAUUUCAAGCACAUAGGAUUAUGGAGGAGAGUGCUCAUCCUCGCUCUCCUCUUACCUUUUUUUUAGCCAUGAUAGCUGUAUUGGCAGCCCCACCUAUAGAGGCUAAAUCUUAUUGGGCUUAUGUACCCGAUCCUCCUUUAUUACAACCUGUUACAUGGUCUGAAGCUGACCUUCCAAUUUUCUAUAAUGAUUCUACUUUUGGAAGAGUGCUAGGAAAUUUGCCUAUUACUAAUACUUCUGUUAAUUACUCUAAUUGGUUUAAUACUCCCCCUGUUUGUUUAAGUCCUAUGAGUACCAAUUCUGGUUGUGUUAAGGCUGUUGCUUUAGAACAUGCUAUUUCUUACCAAACCACUGUAAAUUCUCAAUUUUUUACUCAUUUACGUAAAAAUUAUAAAGCUGUGGGAUCUAAUAUUUGUCUUCCUUGCAAACAGACUGUUCCUAGACGAGAAGAUUUAUCCACCUUUGUAUUUUGGUAUAAGGAUAACGUUCCCAUUCACAUGAAUGCUAGAGUAACUAAGCUUGCUUCUAAUACUUCGUUGGGUCAUUCUCUAUGCGUAUAUCGCUUGAGGAUUGAAGAUACUGGACAUUAUUUGUGUAUUGAAACUACCAUAGACCGGUGA
Messenger RNA from Balaenoptera musculus (blue whale), 1165 nucleotides. RefSeq lists its product as uncharacterized. The transcript has 3 exons. The coding region runs from base 41 to 1165 and encodes 374 amino acids. Gene Ontology annotation, molecular function: RNA stem-loop binding. NCBI's taxonomy places the organism in Eukaryota, Metazoa, Chordata, Mammalia, Artiodactyla, Balaenopteridae. The record is from RefSeq and is a predicted model, not a curated record.